AUGGCAGCUCCCGACACACAAGAUACCUAUCGAACUGUUGCCCAGGGUGAUGCGAGACUCCAUCCUGAGAUAUGGGACUCCACGACUUCGUCGCCUUUAUAUGCUACCAAUACUAGCGAACACCAUACACCAAAUGCGCUAACUUCAGAUCUAGAGGUUGCUUCCCGAAAAGCGGGGAUACGUCCCCGUCCGUCGCGACAUAGACGGUCCCUCUCACAGGUCUUCCCUGAUGGACUAUGGCCUAACGCUCCUACCGGCGUCAACCCUAGGAGAACAUGGAGGGGAUCAGUUCCGACAUAUACACCGUGGAAAGUUCAGGGGUUAUUAGAUCUACUCUUCGAGACCCUCCCUCCUCAUUUAGUUUUCAUUAACGUCACGAAAACUGAAUACCGUAAAAUGAGAACGGGAUCCCAACACGAGUUCAUCAUUGUUGAAGUGGAAGAUGCCAAUGUUGGCGUGAAGAACUAUAUGAUACUCGAUCGUACUGCCAAUCCCUUGGCGCGAUCAUCGCCUACGUUUAUUUCACGCACCAUAAUAGCGUCCUCAAAAGUGCUUGCCGAGGACCAGGUUAGAGUAUCUUAUAACGGGGACAAACAGCAGUUACUACAAGAUUGCGGAUACGGAAAUUGUAUCCUCCUAGCAGAGAAUCACUUCGAGACCACAAAAGAGGAAGACAAGCUCAAACUAUAUGAGCUUGUUGCCUUUGCUUGUCACGCUUCUCAGGAUCACCCUAGCUACAGUUUAUUGAAAAAGAAUUGCUAUUGGUUUGCCGGGCUAAUCAACGACUACCUCAAGUCACGAAACCCAGACGGCUACAAGACUUACGAUGACCAUAAGGUUCGGAAAGGUGCAUAUCGCAUAUUCAAGGCAAUCGGGUUAGAUAUAUACUACCGUACCACAACGGACGAAAAAGAAAGGGAAAAAACAGCCGAAUUCAUAAUGGCCGAGUUCGAAGACUAUACAAUUAACUGGUUGGAGUCACGAUUGGAAAAUACCCGGCAAUAUUGGGAGGAAGAAUUGCAUGCGGCCCUAAGUCACAGGGGUUAUGGCUUGCCGACACCAGGCGGUAUUCAGUAA
Molecule: messenger RNA, 1077 nt
Organism: Rhizoctonia solani
Lineage: Eukaryota; Fungi; Basidiomycota; Agaricomycetes; Cantharellales; Ceratobasidiaceae
Exons: 4
Coding region: 1-1077 (358 amino acids)
Source: RefSeq, a predicted model, not a curated record